This is a messenger RNA of Lactuca virosa, 372 nucleotides long. The record is from the annotation of a GenBank genome assembly. Lineage: Eukaryota; Viridiplantae; Streptophyta; Magnoliopsida; Asterales; Asteraceae.
AUGAUUAUUGAAGAUGAAGGAAGAACGAUAUGUACGUAUGACACAUAUGAAACCAUCCCCGAGACACUACCAAUAGAGAUUGGUGGCGAUAAGUACAUGGAUAGGAGAGCAGAGAUACAUAGCAAUGAAACAUUUCACAAUCUUCGCAUGAACUUGGUGGAACACCUUUACGGGAUUCAAAACAUUGAUCUCAAUUUGGAUCCCCCGGAAGACAAUGAAGACGAGUUCUCAAAGGAAGACUUUACGUACCUUAGGGUAGGAAUCAAAUCGCUUUCGAAGUUGCAGCACAUAGCAGGUCCAAAAGAGAGGAAAAUGAUGUUAAUUGCAAAGUGGACUCUGCUUAAUUUCGGCGCUGUUGGAAAUUUGAGGUAA